Messenger RNA from Leptinotarsa decemlineata (Colorado potato beetle), 1111 nucleotides. RefSeq names its product cathepsin B. Gene Ontology annotation, biological process: proteolysis. The record is from RefSeq and is a predicted model, not a curated record. Lineage: Eukaryota; Metazoa; Arthropoda; Insecta; Coleoptera; Chrysomelidae. Gene Ontology annotation, molecular function: cysteine-type peptidase activity.
AGGUAUCUAUAAAAGCAUUGGUACCGCUAUCGUGUUAUCAUUCAACGAAAUGAAACUAGUUGUCGCUACACUUUUCAUAGCAUCAGUUUUUGCUGAUGUUACUGGUAAUCAUCUUUCCGAAAAUUACAUCAAGUAUUUUGAUAAACAGAAUUCAGAAUGUCAACGAGAAAGAUUCACCAAUGGAAAUCUAGAAGUACCUAUACGGUCAUACGUCGAAGAUGGCCUAGAAAUUCCUGACUAUUUUGAUGCCAGGGAAUCAUGGCCUCAUUGUCAUUCGAUCAAACUGGUUACAGAUCAAGCUAACUGUGGAGCUAACUAUGCUAUGAUUUCCACUUCAGUCAUGUCCGACCGCAUUUGCAUCCAUUCGAAAGGAAGAAACCAAACACUGGUAUCAGCGGAAGACGUAAUAUCAUGUGGAAAUACUAAAGCCGGAUUUGGUUGUUACGGAGGGCACGCUGGAAAUACGUGGGCUUAUUGGCACACCGAUGGUAUUGUUAGUGGAGGACCUUUUGGAGAUAAAAAAGGAUGUAAAUCAUAUUCUUUCGAGCCUUGUUCCCAUUAUAUAGAAGGAGGUAUAAACUGUUCAUCAUUAAACCCAGCGACAACACCUAAAUGCUCUAAAACAUGUGACGACCCUUCAAUGGAUUAUGAAGCACAGAAAACCUACGGAUCUGAACCAUAUAUCAUACUGGCGAAUACUACUGAAGACAUUCAAAUUGAAAUUAUGAAAAAUGGGCCCGUAGAGGCAGCUUUCAGAGUUUAUGAAAGCUUCAAUAGUUAUUCAUCAGGUAUUUAUACAAAGGGUGAAAAUGAAACGGGAGGCAUCCUUUACGCUGGUAAAAUAAUUGGUUGGGGAGUGGAAGAUAGUGUUCCAUACUGGUUAGUCGUUUUCUCUUGGAAUGAAUCUUGGGGUGACAAAGGAUUAUUCAAGAUACGUCGAGGAAAUGACGAAUAUGGUAUUGAAUUGAAUAUAACUACGGCUUUGCCAUGUUUACCUAGUGCAAUCAAUAUGAUACCGAGAGUUAGCGUGACUGUUCUAUUACUAUCAGUAUUUUCAAUUACAUUGUAAGUAGACUGGCAUUGGAAUUCAAUAAUAUACAGUUUUAUCUUA